Caenorhabditis elegans is the source of this 424-nucleotide messenger RNA. RefSeq names its product FIP (Fungus-Induced Protein) Related (gene fipr-25). The record is from RefSeq and is marked reviewed. Bases 8 to 133 code for a protein of 41 amino acids. NCBI's taxonomy places the organism in Eukaryota, Metazoa, Nematoda, Chromadorea, Rhabditida, Rhabditidae. The transcript is spliced from 2 exons.
UAAUAUCAUGGCAAAUCAGCAAAAACUUCUCCUACUUUUUGUGGUUUUACUCAUUGCUAUUGUGACCUACGCACAUCAUCAUGAUUCAGACUCACACGAGCAUCAUCAUCAUCACGGAAUGGUUUCCGAGUAGUGAUGUGUAUUAACACCAACUACCUACAUAUGUACGCCUGUGUUGUUGCAAUAUCAUUUUUUUUUCAAGUUUUACCUAGAGAUCGUACCCCUUACCCUUAUCAUAAUUCUUAUACCGAUUAUUCACUCCAAUAGACGUAUAAAUCCAACAUUAUAUGCCACAGUUAACACAAUACUUGGUACUACAUAUGUACAUUUAUAUUUACGAGAAUCAUUUACGACCCUGCAGGUGCCGCUCGGCUGUAAAAAAUUUGGCAUCUUUCCGAUAUUUCUCGACCAUAAAUUUUCGUUG